AUGACCGAUCUAGCCUUGCUUAAAAAAAAGUCGCAAAAAAUUCGCUCUAUGGCACACCAUAUACAAAGUGGGCAUCGUAGCCUCUCAAAAACAUUUGAGGCCCUAAAUCUACGUAUCUUCGAAGACUCUCCGAAACUCGCAGGCUCCGAUGUCGAAGAAAUUAUACUGCGUGUAAUGGAGAACGAUGAUUUUAUCCUACUGCAGGAUCUCUUUUGUGCAGUCAACCGUAUGAGGCUCUGCAAACUAUUAACUCCGGGUGAUGUGCGGUCUCAUGUAGAGCGCAUGCAAGAGAAGGGAAUCUGUAAGAUGGUCGAUAUAUACGGCGUGGAAACCAUUUUCACUAACACUUCUGCAUGUUUCUUGAAUACAGUUGCACGGGCGGUUGCAGAGGCUCCCAUAACACCUUAUCAGCUUGCGGAGACCCGUAAAAUAACCCUUCUUCAAGCGGAAUACCAACUACUGUAUGCUGAACUGGAAGGUGUAGUAACACGCGACGACGAAACGUACCGUGUUACGUACUAUCAUAACCCAUUUUUGCAACAAACACGCGUUACAUAG
This is a messenger RNA of Babesia ovata, 558 nucleotides long. RefSeq names its product Vacuolar -sorting-associated 36. The coding region runs from base 1 to 558 and encodes 185 amino acids. NCBI's taxonomy places the organism in Eukaryota, Apicomplexa, Aconoidasida, Piroplasmida, Babesiidae. The transcript has a single exon. The record is from RefSeq and is a predicted model, not a curated record.